Molecule: messenger RNA, 753 nt
Organism: Alternaria burnsii
Lineage: Eukaryota; Fungi; Ascomycota; Dothideomycetes; Pleosporales; Pleosporaceae
Product: cutinase precursor
Exons: 3
Coding region: 1-753 (250 amino acids)
Biological process (GO): carbohydrate catabolic process
Cellular component (GO): extracellular region
Molecular function (GO): cutinase activity
Source: RefSeq, a predicted model, not a curated record
AUGAAGACUAGCGCUCGUUCCCUCCUCGCUCUUGCUGCCCUUCUCACCACUGCCCUUGCUGCGCCGACACCAGCGAACGGAGUGAGCUUCCCUAUCACCGACCUCCUCGACAAGGACCUUACUGUCGAGGAGUAUGCGGCACAGCUUGAGAACCAGAGUGUUGAAGAGCGUGGCCUUGCCAAGCGCCAGUACAAUGGUGACACUUACAACCAACUGACCGAUGGUACUGCAUGCCGUCCCAUUACCGUCAUUUACGCCCGUGGCACGACCCAAGCCGGCAACGUUGGCGAGGCUGGCUCAGAAGGUCCAACUUUCUUCAAUGCUCUGGCUUCUCGUGUUGGAGGAAUCAGCCGCUUGGCCAUCCAGGGUGUGAAUUACCCGGCUAACGUCCUUGGCUUCCUGGCUGGAGGAGAUGCUGCAGGAGCUACGACUAUGUUCAAUUUGAUCAACCAAGCUGCCACUCGUUGCCCUUCAACCAAGAUCGUUGUCUCCGGAUAUUCUCAGGGCGCACAGCUUGUACACACUGCUACCCAGAGGCUAUCAGCUGCCCAAGCCGCGCGUGUCACCGCUGUUGUAACAUUCGGCGAUGCCGACCGUGACGAGACCUUUGGCCCUGUUGCCGCAAACAAGGUUCUCAUUAUCUGCCAUGAGGGUGACAACAUCUGCGACAACGGUAUUAUCAUCACCCCUGAGCACAGGAACUACGAGAUCGAUGCUCCUACGGCUGCGGCUUUUGUUGCCGCACGUGUUUGA